AUGUACUGGGUUAAUAUAGCUGUAGGUUGUAAUAAGUGUAGUAGGAGAGGUAUAGGAGAGAGUAAGUGUCUGGGAAGGUGUGUAGAUAGUGUAGGUUUAGUGGUGGGUGGAGAUAGUAGGAGUUUAGAAGGGUUGGGUGAAGUUGGAAAUUUGAAUUUGAAUUUGAAUUUGGGUGGUCAUGAGUUGAGUAAUAAUAUGAGUAGGUGUAUGUGUUUGGGUAGUGAGAGGGGUAUGAGUAUGUGUUUGGGUAGUGAUAAUAACAAUAUGAGUAUGAGUAAAGACAAUGAGAUAGGUAAUGAGAUGGGUAAUGAGAUGGGUAAUGAGAUGGGUAAAGGUAAGUGUGUUUGUGGUUGUGUAGAUAGUGAGGGUAGGAGUAGGUGUGGGUGUGGAUGUACUAGUAGUAAGUGUGUUUGUGUAGAGGAGGGAGUUGAAGGUGCUGGAGAGUGUAGUGGAGAGUGUAGUGGAUGUAAGUGCGAGUUGGGAAAGGGAACGGGAAUGCUGGAGGUGGAAGGGAAGAAUGGGCGGGAGAGAGUGGUGGUGGAUGUUGGAAUGCGGUGGAUGGCUUUAGGGGGUGAGUGUUUGGGGUUGCGGUAUAAUGGUGAGUUGGUGCGGGGUAUGCAUAUUCCUGAAGUGGUGGGACAUAGAGGACUUGGGAAAGGAGUUGGUGAGAAUAGUGUGGCUGGGAUUAUAAAAUGUGGGGAAGUUUGUGGGAUGGCGGAAAUUGACGUGCAGUUGACGAGGGAUAGACGGGUUGUGUUGUACCAUGAUAUGCAAAUUGGUGAACAAUGGUUGAGUGAAAUGGAGUGGUCGAGUUUAGAGGGGCGGAUGGAAUUGUUAAGUGAAUUGUUGCUUAAAUCAGGAUCGGGGUUGGGAUUGAAUAUUGAGAUUAAGUAUGUGGAAGAAGUUGGAGUUGGGGUGGAGGAAUGGUGUUUGGAGAUAGUUAAGAUUAUGCGAGGGGAUUGGGUUAAGAAUAGGAGUGUGGUUUAUAGUUCAUUUUCCCGGGCGGUUUGUUUAGAGAUGAAGAAGUAUAGUAUUUGGGUCUUGUUCUUAACGGAGGAGUUGAGUAGUGAGUGUGUGGAGUAUGCGCAGUCGGAAGGGUACUUAGGGAUUGUGACGGAAGUGAAUGAAGUUUUGAGUAAACCAGAACUGGUUGGGAUGAUUAAGCAGACGGGAAUGAUGGUUAUAACUUAUGGUGAGCGGAAUAGUUCACUUAUUGAUGUAUCAAGACAACGUAUUCUUGGGAUUAAUGCUGUGAUUUCGGAUCAUGUAGAGGUUUUAGCUAAGUUUCUUUUGAAAUGA
Messenger RNA from Nematocida homosporus, 1299 nucleotides. RefSeq names its product glycerophosphodiester phosphodiesterase. Gene Ontology annotation, biological process: glycerophospholipid catabolic process. Gene Ontology annotation, molecular function: phosphoric diester hydrolase activity. The transcript has a single exon. The record is from RefSeq and is a predicted model, not a curated record. The coding region runs from base 1 to 1299 and encodes 432 amino acids. NCBI's taxonomy places the organism in Eukaryota, Fungi, Microsporidia.